GUCCUUUGACAUCAUUCGUUGUUCGCAAGUUUUUCAAACUGUUCAAAAUGUCUAUAUUUUCUCAGGUUAUUCCCUCGUUCAGAUCUUUUCUUCACCCACAAGAUCUCGCAUCUACAACCUUUCAGCAUUCAUUCCAAUCCCCUGAUCCCGCCACCUUUCUUGAGCACAUUCUAUCUCACUUCACAGAAGAGACAUGAAUGAUGAAUCCAAUCAACUCUCAGACUAACGACGGGGGAACCUCCCUGGGAUCUCAAGAUCUUCAGAUGACUGACUCCAAUCUCAAUGAGGUUCGUCAGACUUCUCUUCCGGGAGGUUCCCAAGCAGCUUUGCUGACCAACCCUUCUUCAGAUGUUGACGAUGAUAUCGUCUUUCAAUACCACUACAUCCAUUGCAACUUGUGUUCCCACCAGGUACCCACCAUGGAGCACAUGUCGCAGCACGUCAGUCAGUGGCAUUCUGGCCUAUGGCUUUGUACGGAUUGUGGAAUAGUGUUUUCGACUGACUACGAGCUCGACGAUCAUUCGCUUUAUUGCAGCGGAUAUCCACAUGAGCCUAUAUCUCAUCCUGCCGCUUGUCCCUCUGAGGAUAUUGCUCUAUGUCCGCGAGCCUACAGUACGUUCAGAGACCUCUGGGCACAUUUUGUGGUUAAUCAUACCAACGAGUGGAUCAGGAUCGAGGUCGACUGUGCCUUUUGUGGAAACAAGGAGAAAGUGCAAUUCAUUGAACUCCAUGAAAGUUUCUGCAACAAGAAUAACACUGAAGAAAGAGGAUCCAACGAUAAUCUCGAUGGAGAGCCAAUGGCUCCUGGCGACGAAGACGAUGAGCAUUACAUAAGUAGAAUACUGAUGGGACUUUCGGAGAACAACGCCGCAGCGGGACCGGUUGAUGCCCUGCAACUUCACAGCCGGGAUCUUCCAAUCCGAACCGCCGUGCCUCUGAAUGAUUCUAGCAACGUGGGACCAUCGAGCGGACGAAAGCGGACCCAUUCGAAUACCAACGAGGAGAGCGCAAAUAAGCGCGUCAAGCUUUCUGCCUCUUCGUCUUCUCUUUCAGAGAAACCCGGUGAUGGUGAAAGGCUUUCUGCCACACUUUUGAAUCGCUGGUCGUACACCUCCGCACAGGAAAGACAUGAGCAACCCCAAGGAUUGAGCCAGGAAUCCGGCAGCGGCGGACUUCCUCCUGGUAUCACUGUUCCUACCCUCAAUAUCGUUUCCCCCAGCAGUUCCAGUGCGUCGGAUGACUCGUUUGACUCCUGUACUUCUCAGGAUCUCGGUCUUUUUGUUGACCCCACUGAAUACCUUCAUCCCCAUUAUGUGCCGCGCAAUAUGCGUGAAAAGAGCGCCUUGCGUCGGUCUAGGUCCCGUCGACGUCGUUAGUUCCUCGUCUGGAGUCAGCAUUCAGCAUGCCCUAAAUAUUUCAUUUACU
Messenger RNA from Xylona heveae TC161, 1425 nucleotides. RefSeq lists its product as hypothetical. The transcript is spliced from 2 exons. Lineage: Eukaryota; Fungi; Ascomycota; Xylonomycetes; Xylonales; Xylonaceae. The coding region runs from base 198 to 1376 and encodes 392 amino acids. The record is from RefSeq and is a predicted model, not a curated record.